Messenger RNA from Tachysurus fulvidraco (yellow catfish), 5248 nucleotides. It is a transcript of the gene fnbp1a, whose product is annotated as formin binding protein 1a. The record is from RefSeq and is a predicted model, not a curated record. Gene Ontology annotation, molecular function: protein binding. Gene Ontology annotation, biological process: signal transduction; endocytosis. NCBI's taxonomy places the organism in Eukaryota, Metazoa, Chordata, Actinopteri, Siluriformes, Bagridae. The coding region runs from base 222 to 2138 and encodes 638 amino acids. The transcript is spliced from 18 exons.
UGCAGAAAGAGAGAGAGAGAGAGAGAGAGAGAGAGAGAGAGAGAGAGAGAGAUUAGCUUCAUAUCCGACGGCCGAGGCUGAUUGCCUGCAACUGGCAGCAUGCGGAGGUGAAAACAGACCUCUAAUCACCGAUCGAGGUUUACACCCUUGACGGUAUUUUUCUAAACCCCUGGAUCAGUCAUUUUAUUUGAAUUAAAUACGUGGUUUACUACGAAUCAACCAUGCAUUCGAGCAGAGGAUUAUCGCGGAGGAAUUGCCCCGAAUCCCUGAGCUGCAGCUGGGGCACCGAGCUCUGGGAUCAGUUUGAUAACUUGGAGAAGCACACGCAGUGGGGCAUCGAGUUUGUGGAGCGCUACACGAAGUUUGUCAAGGAGAGAUCUGAAAUCGAGCUGAACUACGCCAAACAAAUAAGAAACCUCUCGAAGAAAUUUCAGCCUAAGAAGAACUCUAGAGAAGAGGACGAAUACAAGUACACCUCCUGCAGAGCAUUUCUAAUGACACUGAACGAGCUGAAUGACUACGCCGGGCAGCACGAGGUCAUUGCCGAGAACCUCUCUACACAGAUCAUCUCAGAGCUGGUACGCUACAUCCAGGAGCUGAAAGCUGAACGGAAAGCGCAUUUCCACGAUGGUCGCAGAGCUCAGCAGCAUAUUGAGAACUCGUGGAAACAGCUGGAAUCGAGCAAACGUCGGUUUGAGAGAGACUGCAAAGAAGCCGACCGUGCACAGCAUUACUUCGACAAGAUGGACGCCGACAUUAACGUGACAAAGGCAGAUGUGGAGAAGCGGUGUUCACUCAAGGCUAAACAGCAGGCUCAAAUAAGGCAUCAAAUAGCUGAUGACAGUAAGAACGAGUAUUUGUCCUACCUGCAGAAGUUUAAUAAAGACCAACACGAACAUUACUACACACUUAUCCCCCACAUCUUUCAGAGGAUCCAGGAGAUGGAGGAGAGACGGAUUGAGAGAAUAGGGGAGAGUAUGCGGUGCUACGCUGAGGUGGAACGCAAAGUUCUGCCCAUAGUUAAUAAGUGUCUGGAUGGUAUGACCAAGGCAGCUGAGUCCAUCGAGCCCAAAAUGGACACCAAGCAGGUGGUAGAGACAUACAAAUCAGGCUUCGAACCUCCAGGCGAUGUAGAGUUUGAGGACUACAGCGUAUCUAUGAAGAGAGCCGUGUCCGAGUCUAGCUUCCUGAACGCACGCGGAGAAAGUCGGCGCAGGAGCCGGAGCAAGCUGUGGCCUUUAAUUAAGAGGAAUAAGCUUAUGUCAUUGUUAGCGUCGCCCCGUCAACCCCCUCCCCCUCCCCCCACGUCGCCCUCCCCAGAAGGCCUGGCCAACGGGCCGCACUCGCCCCCGCACAACAAGGAGCCACUCGGACAGCGCCUCAACGACUUCAUGAGCUCCAAACACAAGAUGCAGUGCCUGAGAAGCCUCAAGCGUGGGCUUUCCCUGAAGUUGGUAAGUGGAACAAUCCAGGAGGAUUACAGUCAUUUACCCCCAGAGCAAAGACGAAAGAAACUGCAGGCCAAACUAAAUGACAUCAGCAAAGACAUCCAGAAAGAGAUGGAUCAGAGGGACGCGCUGAAUAAAAUGAAGGAAGUGUACAUUAAGAACCCACACAUGGGCGACCCCAACAGUGUAGACCCACGUUUAGAAGAGGUGCGGCAGUGCAUCGAGAAACUCCAGCUCGAGGCACACAAAUAUGAGACCUGGCUAACAGACGUGGAGAGGAAGCUGCUGGAGAAGGACAGCACACUGCGGAGACAAAGUGCCCCUUUUGAUCCACAGGGCAACACGGGCAACGUUGCAAACAGCUGUGCCCAGAACAGAGAGAGUCCGGACGGCAGCUAUACGGAAGACCCCAGCACAGAGACGGUGCAGUUCAAGUCUCGCAGCACCGAGUUCGACGAUGAGUUUGACGAUGAAGAACCUUUACCCACCAUAGGAACAUGCAAGGCUCUCUACCCUUUCGAAGGUCAGAACGAGGGCACCAUCCCCAUGGCGGAAGGUGAGAUGCUGUACGUAAUCGAGGAGGACAAAGGUGACGGCUGGACUCGAGUGCGCAGAAACGAGGAUGAGGAGGGAUACGUGCCUACGUCCUACAUCAAGCUCUGCUUCGACGCCAACUCCAAAGAUCCCUAAAAGCGUUUGGCUGGCACAGAAGUGGCAGGGCAAGCAUCCUUGCAUGAAACAUCCUCCUCUUUAAUGCGUAGUCAGAGAGGUGCUGUGUGAGGCCGUCUGACCGGCCGAGCCGUUCUUAACCCAAACUCUGAAUGAAUCUCUUCUUCUUCGCGCCGCAGGCAAAAAAAACUAUUCAUAUAACUGUUCGGAAACUAUUGUUUGAGAUCUGUUUUGUUUCUUUGUUUGUUUUUAAAUAACCCGUGUGUUAAUGAUUUGCAGAGCUUGCUUCUCGUAUAAGCCUAGACUUCUCAGCCUUGUGUAGUAGCUGCUUGCUCUCUGACCGGAGCAAUUAGAUCUCAACUCUAGUCCUCAGAAUCAGAUACAGGACCGUGACGUGCUUCUAGUCAAGCUGGUCAAGCUUUUUAUAAUAGUCCGGAUCCAGUAGCUGCCAUCUUUCUGCUGGCCUGCAGAAGGUUUGGCCUGCUGAAAAUUCCAUAGGGAUUUUUAAAAAAAAAAAAACGAAAAUACUUGUCAGGCCAAAAAUGAUUGUGAAAAGCAUUAAUAUAUUAUGGCAGGGGUUGAGUGGGUGGGUUAAGGGGUCGGGUGUUAUUUUGAAAGGUAUCUCAUAUCAUGUACAAUAUGGUGUUUUUUGUGAUUAAAUCUGUUGAGUGAAGUGGUUGAAGCAGGCAGCUUUAGAGUUGCAGUCCUUCAGUCGGUCACUCUUUCUUCACAGAGAUGAAAGCAGUGCAACCUCACUCAUCACUCACUCAUCACUCUUUCAUCACUCACUCAUCACUCAUUCAUCACUCACUCAUCACUCAUUUACUCACUCAUGCUCACUUUCUUCCCUGUAUUGUGUGUAUACGAUGCAUCUCUCUGUCUCUGUCUCUCUCUGUCUCUCUCUGUCUCUCUCUCUGUCUCUCUCUGUCUGUCUAAUAGUUCUUUAGCACCGGACACUGCUGUACCAUACAAUACAGUUACUAACACAAAUCUGUUUUUCCGUGGAUAGUUUCAACUGGGAGUUUUCUGGUGUUUAAUAAGGAAAACACUUGCCAUAUAACUUCAAUUAAAUACUCUCGAAAAGCAUGCGUCGCUGUCAUUCGACCUACGAUGACUUCUACAGUACUAAGCAAGUAUGAGUCAGUUCCUGCAGUAAUGGCAGUGAGCCACCAUCGAGUAAAGGAUGACAAUAUUUAAUUUCAGUAAAAAUUAAGAAAAUGCUAUUUUUCUUUGAGGCAUUAAAAUUCAACAUAUUCAGUGUAGGUGUUUAGUAAAUAAGGAAACACGUGGUGGACAUGUGGUGGACAUGCUGUCAGAGGAUAAUAAAUCAACAGCUCCAAGAGCGCUGACACUGGAGACUUCUUCCAUAAGAAGUUAAAAAAGUUCUUAUUCCAUAGCAAGGAUUAUGUUUUAUUCUUAUUUAAGGGCAAGAUUUGAUUAUAUUUACUCUUAGAUUAAGCUGAGCAUCUGCCUUACAGGUCCAUAUGAUUGAGUUGUUACUAUAGAAAUAAGUAUGUAUCAGGAGAAGUAAAUUAAUAUAAACAUGCAUGUUGUUAUAAAGAAUCGACACUUUCUGCUUAAUCAGAGUCGAGAAUUCACUCAAACUUUGAAAUUAGUGAUCGUGAUCGUAUCACACUGUCUGUCUGGUGGAAAAGAGCUAAUGUUCUUUGUGGUUUCCUGUCUCUUUCAUCCUGUCUUCCUCUUCCUGUCUCUUACUUUUCCUCACUUUGAAUCUGUUUCUUUUUUUCAUCCAUCUCUCCCUCUUCCAUUGUUUCUUAUUUUUACUUUUCCUCUCUCUCUCUCUCUCUCUCUCUCUCUCUUUCUCUUUCUCUCUGUCGGCUCAGUGGCCAUGGCCAUAUCCGUGUGUCGUGUAGCUGUAGUGGUGCGUUCACUCGAUGUUGAUGAUGUUCUCCAGCUGGUGCUGUGUUUCUGCGCAUGCAUGCUUGCCCCGUCUCUUUGUCUGUGCCAGUCUUAGGGGUCCAGCAAGUUCUUGCCUUCACUUCCUGACGGGCGAACUUGCUUCUUCAGUUGUGUUUGUGCCUGUGGUUUACUUUUUACUUAUUUAUUCAUUAUCUAUAUUUGAAUUAAAAGGUUUUUAAUUUCUGCCACUCGUGCAUGGCCACUUGCUUCAUGCUCCCUAAGUUCUUCUCUCUCUCUCUCCCUUUUGUUUACUUGUUCUAUUUUUUAUGAAAAUUGAGAUGCUUCUUUUGGCUCAACAUCAUUUUUCAGUAAUUUUAGUUGAUGUUAAAAACAAAUAUUUACCUCAUUUUUGAUGGAUUUUGGGCUGCUGUUUGAAUCAGCUCUGAAUGACUAACAUUGUGGUUUAUCUCCAUUUAUAAAGAAAGAGUACUGCAGUAUAGAGCUGCGAGUCUGAUUGUGUGUGUGUGUGUGUGUGUGUGUGUGUGUGUGUGUGUGUGUGUGUGUGUGUGUGUGUGUGUGUGUGUGUGUGUGUGUGUUUUCUCUGUAUUGUGCUUUGGAUUUUCUGACUCUCUCUGUCCCUCAAGACAUUCUCAUAAACACCAAACUGCCAAGAUAUCAGAGCCUUGUAACAUCAGUGUUGAUCCCAGCUGCUCCCUGUUUAUUAGUAAUAAUAGAGCUUAAUUCUAUUUCAAUUUUCCAAACAGAACCAUUGUAAAAUGCAUCACCUUUUUAUGUGCAAAUUAAUCAAAUUAAAGGCCGUUGUGAAAUAUGCUGCUGUGUGUCAACAUUGAGUGUUCUAUAAAUCUUACUUAUUAACAAUAAAUUAUUAGGUUUAAUACAUAUUUAAAAUGAUGUUCUGUAUUUUUGCAUUAUAUGUAUACAAAUAUGUAUGUAAUGUUUUGCCAGUAGAUGGCACCACGGGGCAAAGGUUGGUGUAGACAGACAUCCAGUUUCAAGCUGCAUAAAAAACAGAUCAAAUUCUGCUGGAAAAAAUAAUUACCAUAUAUGGAAGUGCUUUAAAAACAUCUAAUGUAUUUUUGUCAUAAUUAUGAGAGUGAGACUUAUGGAAGUGAUAACAAGUUGGAUUUGUUUUUGCAAUACUAAGUUCUAACGAGAUACAAAGUCUUAACUUCAAGAUAGUAAGUCUAUUAUUUUAUUCAUAAUGUCAACAAGUCAGAAUUGAUGAACAAAACUCAUAACGUCUUAUAAUU